This is a messenger RNA of Aphis gossypii (cotton aphid), 1263 nucleotides long. RefSeq lists its product as uncharacterized. Gene Ontology annotation, molecular function: nucleic acid binding. The record is from RefSeq and is a predicted model, not a curated record. Bases 1 to 1263 code for a protein of 420 amino acids. The transcript is spliced from 2 exons. Lineage: Eukaryota; Metazoa; Arthropoda; Insecta; Hemiptera; Aphididae. Gene Ontology annotation, biological process: DNA integration.
AUGUCUAAAAUAUUAAUAGAUAGAGCACCGAAACUUUUACAACUCGAUAACGGAAAAGAAUUUUACAACACUAAUUUCGAUAAUCUGAUGGCCAAAUAUAACAUACACAAAUAUUCUACAUUUAGCAUCAUAAAAGCAUGUAUUGUUGAACGAUUUAAUCGUACACUAAAAGAAAAAAUGUUUAGAGAGUUUACGGCACGUGGCUCACACGAAUGGAUUUCAAUUUUACCAAAACUGCUUAAUGAAUACAAUAAUUCAAAACACAGAACUAUAGGAAUGACACCAGUGCAAGCAGAUUUAAAUCCUACGUCAGUGACUAUAAAACAACGUGAAAUUAAUAAUGAAAAAAUUAAAUUCAAAGUUGGUCAUAACGUUCGUAUCAGUGCACAAAAAGGUGUGUUUACAAAAGAUUAUAUGCCCAACUGGUCAACUGAAAUAUUUGAAAUUAUUAAAAUAAAUAAAACAUUACCCGUCACUUAUCAGUUACAAGAUUAUACGGGUAAACCGAUUGCCGGUUGUUUUUACUCGGCGGAAAUACAUAAAACCGAACACCCGAACGAAUAUCUGAUCGAAAAAAUUAUACGCAAAAAACAAAAUAAAAUGCUUGUCAAGUGGCUUGGAUUUGAUAACACACAUAAUAGUUGGAUAAAUACACUUAUUAAAAAAAAAAAAACACUUAUAAUGUUAAAAUAUAGUGUCAGUCGUAUUAUAGCUAUGAACGUGUUUGGAGGUUCUCAAGCUGGUGAUACUAAAAAAAUUAUAUCAGAUAUUCAGUCAAGUAAUAAAACAUUACAAAAUGAAAUAAAUAAUCAGCAGAAAGAAAUUCAUAUCAUAAAAAGUAAUGUUGUUCAUCUCCUAACGCUGGAAAAUCGCAUGUCAGAGCUGUUUAAUAAUUAUAUAGAAACAAAUACAACACUUUCUUUUAUACUUUCUUCUAUAGACAGUGUAAAUACCGAAAUAAAACGCAUAACGGUCAUGAAUGUGUUUGGUAGUUCACAAGCUGGUGAAACUAAAAAAACUAUUUCUAAAUUCGAUGACUCUAUAAAAAUAAUUAGAUUUGAAUUAAAUGAAAAAAUGAGUCAACUUGAAAAUAACACUAAGAUUAUUGAACAAAAAUUAUCAAAUAUCGAACAAUUAACCGAAAAUUUAAAAUUUAAAGUAUCUGAUCUGGAAGAUAAUGUGGACUACAUGAAAUCUCAAAUAUCAGAUCUUGUAGGAAAUGAUGCAGAAAAUAUCGCUGAAAUUAAGAAACCUAAGGAAUGA